GCGAAAGUAAAAGUUUUCGUGAGUGUUCACGAAUUUGGUGUCGUGCACCGGGUCACUUCGAUAAACUGAGAGACUGCGACACAGGAAAAACACGUUUCUUCUUGGAGCGACGGCACUGGUUAUUCCAAAUCUGCUAAAGCAUCCCGGGGCAUUCGAGUUAUGGAAUAUCCGGACAGUGAUUCGGACAGUAAUGCGAACGAAGCAAACGACGAGCGCACCGUAACCCCGAAAGGCAAAAUCUGUCCCGGAAUGCCUAUAUCCGGAAUCCGGUCUGCAACUAUGGCUGGCUUAAAACGGCGAAUUGGAGAAGUCGCAGGUGGCACUUUCGCGGAUGACGAGACUUCGAAUUCCGGCGAACCGGAAAUGCAGUUGUUCGGUGAGGCGGCUCGUUCUGCAAAAAAAGACAAGGUAGCCAGGAAAGAACGCUUGAAGGUUCCACCAAAAAAACCUGAGGAUGGCAUCUUCAAAAAGAAAGAGCAAUCCCACACUUCACGACGGGGGAAACCGGCGGCCGACAAGAAAGAGCUGCUGCACGGAAUCAAGAUAUCGCUCAACACCAAAGGCGCGGAUAAAAUGGAGCUUUUUCCGGGCGCCGCUCGUUACCUUCCUCGCGGGAGAUUGAUGAAUUUCAAGGCCCACUGGCAUCGUAGCCACCCGAUGACCGACGCCGUGAAUCUAGCAUGUAUGAUCUUCGGAACGACCGAAAACAUUCUGCUUUUGUUUGACGGAGCGCAUUUUGGCCUGAAAGCGGCGCUCGGAGCUGACGUAGUGCGCGAUUUGCCGGCAUUUAUCAACAGCGAACAUCCGGGUAUCGUCUCUGGAAGCCAAGAAGCAGUCAAGGAGGAACUGUUGUACAAGGCAUUUAGUCGCAAAGUGUGGUACCUGCGCACGGGACCGAAGACCGGCACAAAAGAUUCGACUCCGGAGCUCUGAAGCUGUACAUAGUGCGAUAGCGUUUAGAAAACGCUGAAUUAUCAUAAUCUGUGCGGCAAUGUAUUUCGUGCAACUGCUUUUCUAUUAAUUUCAAACUUUUGCCGGCACGUUGCAAUUUUCUUGAAUUUCACACUUUGGUAAUGCAUAUAUAUGCUAAUAAGCACAUAUUAUCUCUUCGCCCUUGGAUUAUUUCUUUCUUGCAUUUAUGUUGCUCGAAUGCUUUUGCGCUUACUGAAACUAUUCAGUGGUCAAAGAUGGUAAGCACGCUUUUGCAUUACUGUACCGAAAAGUUGUUAUAAAGAUCCAG
Paramacrobiotus metropolitanus is the source of this 1240-nucleotide messenger RNA. RefSeq lists its product as uncharacterized. The record is from RefSeq and is a predicted model, not a curated record. The transcript has 8 exons. NCBI's taxonomy places the organism in Eukaryota, Metazoa, Tardigrada, Eutardigrada, Parachela, Macrobiotidae. Bases 160 to 933 code for a protein of 257 amino acids.